UGAGAGCACAAAGGAAGCGCACAUUCUGAUCGUUCAGGAGGGAUCUAAUUGGGUGCAUGAUGUAAACAUGGAAUAAAAAUCGCAAAGCAGCAUUUCCUUCUCCCAUCGCACUUGUCCAUUAAGGGCGUUUAAUAAUACAUGAGGCAGUGACUAUCAGCUACGCGUCUGUCUGUAAGACGAAAGGAGCAAGUGAGGGAGAAAUUGAAGCCAAGAGUGGAGGAGAGAAAAGAGGAGUUGAGCUUUGUUUCAUCCCCGCUUCGGGGUUUUUUUUUUUUUUGGAGUUGCUCGGUGGCUUAGGAGUGAACUCGUUUCGCUGCGACUCGCUGUUGGGUUCUUGAUGCCGAGCCGAGAAGAUUUUUGGGGGCUUCUUUCCAUCGGCUUUUAGAAUCGUAAAUAAAACGGAAUAACACGCCAAAAUGUUGCAUUUCUGAGACGUGUCUCCAUGGGUGAGGCCCACUGAUCCAGGAAUCCCUAAACACUCCCUCCAUCCCUUACCCCAGCCCUCUUCUCUCCUCUUAUACCCUGCCCCCUUCAUCUUCAGUUACCAUGACGUCCAGCAGUCCACUGUUGGGUUUGGCUGAGGUGGGGCUGAGGUGUGACCAGGAGAUUGAGAGGCGAUAUGAGAUUGUGCCGUCAGUAGUCUGCUCCAUGUGCUGCCUAUUCGGAAUCAUCUACUGCUUCUUUGGCUAUCGAUGCUUCAAGGCGGUGCUGUUUCUAACAGGACUAAUGUUUGGCUCUGUGGUCAUCUUCAUGCUGUGCUACAAGGAGAGAGUAAUGGACACCCAGCUAAGUGUAGAGGCAUCCGUCGGCAUUGGCCUUGGCAUUGGGACCCUAUGUGGCCUGGUGACCAUGUUGGUCCGCAGUGUGGGACUGUUUAUGGUUGGCCUGCUGCUGGGACUGCUGGUUGGAGUGGCAUCACUGGUGGUCAUGGAGGAGUUUUAUCACCCCAAAACAGUGUGGGUUCCUCUGGGUAUUCUUCUGGGUUCUGGAACCCUGUUUGCUGUCCUCACUCUUCAGUGGCAGCGAUGCUUUGUCACCUUCUCUACAGCCACAUUUGGCUCUGCCAUCAUUACUGUUACUGUGGAUUAUUUUAUAGAGCUGUUUGCCUUGGUUAACUACAUCUACGAGAGACUCAAAGUGGCACCAAAGAAGCCAGUGUGCUGGUUUACAUGGGUCAUUUUAGGGGUGUGGCCUGUCCUGACCCUGCUUGGAGUGCUGAUCCAAUGGAAAGUGACUGCAGAGGGGUUUUCUCACACAGAAGUGGUUCUGAGCCGACAGCAGCGGAGGGUCCAGCUUAUGCGGAUCCGACAGAAGGAAGAGAGGCUGAAAAAGGAGAAGGAGAUCAAGAAGAAGAAAAAACGGCAGAACCAGAAGACUGGCCUCAAACAGAAGGCUCACACCCAUCACCACCACCAACAGUACCACCACCCAGCAGCAUCCCACCCUCAUCACCAACCCCAGAGCUCUCACCCACCUAAAAUCCCUCCUCCUCCUUCUCAGACGGAACCUGGCUACCACCGCAAGCCCAAUCCUAAAAGACGCUAUGAUGGAGAUGUUCUAUCUCCGAGCUACAUCAGGAGUUUCAGGGACAGACACACAGACAGACGGGCGUAUUCCCACAGUCGAAUGAGCCGCUCUCGAAUGGCUGAACUGGACUACGACUGCGGUUCUCAAGUGCCCCUCACAGCCCCCAGCGGACCUGCAGUUCGCAUCUGAGGCAGUACAUUGCACAAAUCAAGACACGAGCACACAAUGACAAGCUACUUCAAAGCUCUUAGUCACCACUAGGGAUAUUAAACCUAACCUUACUGUGCCAACCUAAUCAACUGCCUGCUAACCCAACAGGAGUUCAUUAUGUCCCAGUGGUUGUCUCCUCUCUCACCUGCUAAAGCUUGUAUUUAUUUGGUCAGUUUGUUCCUGUUUUGUUCUUUUUGGAUGUCAGGAUUAAAAGCAGAGACUUGUUUUGGAAGUAGCAAAGGUGAUGGGUCAUAGGAUCCUUUAUAUGAUUUCUAAGUUAUGGUACAAUUCUUGAACAUACUGGAAAAAAAAAUCAACCUGUUUUAUGUGUAAUUUAGAAAACUGCUACAGCCAUUUGAAGUCAUUUCUGCUGAGAGUGUAGUGGGGGAAAGAAAACAACAAAGAAAACAAAUCCACAGGUGCAUCACACCAUUUCAGAUAAAACAUGUCUUUUCAGAACCAGAGAACUUAUAUCUUAACCUUGAUCAGUAACUUCACUUUGAAGGUAAUUAAAGGACGAUACGAUUUGCUUCAGGAAUUAUGCGGCGAUGCUCUGAGGAAAAUGUCAGAAAAAGAACAGAAGAUAUACAGCAAACACUGGAACUUAAAGGCAGCUCUUCCUCACCAUUUGUCCAUUAAAAGGUCACUGUGUGAAGUAUUUAUCUUCAGUGACAGCCUGUGAAUCCAGACAUGGCAGUACGAGGCCUGUGCUGCUUUAGAAAGGGGACCAUUUUUAGGUGUGAACCAGGUAAAACGGUUCAAACCAAAGACUUUUUGUCUUUGUCAUCCCUCUCAUAAGUUAGUGUCUUUGUUUGCUAUGGUGCCAUUCUCCAUGGAGAGUGUGUUUACAUCUCAUCACUGUCCUAAGAUUAAUGAUCACCAACUGCUCCAACUAUGGACUAGAGCAGCAUACGUAUAGACUUGUUCCUGUUGUCUCUUAAACGUUUGUAAGCUAUGUGUGUUGACUUGUCCCUGAGUGCUCUCAUGUACUUUUUCUGCCUGCUAUCCCAAAAACAAGUAUACCUUUGUAGGAUUUGUCAAGGCAAAGAGUUGCUGUCUGAUUGUGGUCAUCCAGGAAUUUGAGUGUUCCUGUGCGUGAAUGGACACGUGAGCCCGCUGGCUGAUUGUACCAAAUAUUAGCCGAGGAAGGGGGGGGUUUCCUUUAAUGUAUAAGGAGCAUGCUGUAUUUUCCUCCCUCUUCUUUUGCCAAUAUACUGGUAUGCUUGAAAAUAUUAACUUCUUAGCUUUGUAUGACAUGUGAUGAAGAGGAGAUUAAAAUGAGGAUUAUCUCCUGGAAAAGAGGGGGUGAGACGAUUAAAGCAUUUACAAAUGGCGCCCUCUGAUGUUUACCACUAAAUUUGUCUUCUGGACUUUCUCUGUGUGUGUUUGUGUGCACAUGCAUUUAUGUGUUUCUGUCUUUGAAAUUUAAAUGUGCCCCUUGCUUUGAUAUUGUUGUACUAAACAUCCAGGAAAGGAAACUUUAACAGCAGGUAUUUUUAACAGAGGAAGAACUGCUUUUUUGCCUGAUAAAAUUCAAAUUUUCUAUACGAACAUGACAUCAACUUUUAGUUUACACUGAGGCAAAAUAUAACAACAAGCCAGAAAUGACACAGCCAAUCAUGCAAAAGUAAUAUCACUUCAGAACAGUUACUUAAAAUGUGUAAAUUUUUACUUUUUUUUAGAUAAAAAACAAUAAAACUGCCCUAUUUGACUGAAAUAUUAACAUAGGUAGUUGGUUUUUACCAGAUUGCAGUUAUUUGUAAAUGGAGGGCCAUUUAUUUGCAUUAAAUUCCAUUACCGCAUGACAUGAUCUGUGUUAAUGUGUCCAAUGUGCCGUGUCAUUGUGGACAAGUGACAACCUCUAAUUUCAGUUUAAAGUGUACAUAAAACUGAAAAAUUCUCUUCUCUUCUCUUCUCUUCUCUUCUCUUCUCUUCUCUUCUCUUCUCUUCUCUUCUCUUCUCUUCUCUGUUUACACUGUCCAGGUAAAGGGCUUGAAAAAGUUGUGUAUUAUGUUCAGCCAGCUGCCGUCCUGCUGUAUCGUGUUACUCUGAUAAUCUUUCGCAGUUGUGGCUGUACACGUGUUACUUGGCUUCUGCUUAUACCUCUGUCCUAUUUCCAUCCCUUAUUUGUGUUCUUUUAAUGUAGUGCAGUUUAAAACAUGAUGUAAAUUCAGAAAAUUGACCCUCUUUUGCUUGUAACUUUGGGGCAAAACUAAUAAUUCUUACAAAUAUUUUUUUUUCCCCUUAUAUUUUAUUCUGCGUUUAUUUCUGCAUAGUCUACUGUAUGUUCAGAAGCAUUUUGAUUGUAGAUAUUGACCUGUAAAUAAUAUUUUAAUGUAAAAAUGUUUGGCUACAUUUUCAUGUUGACAUCAUGAUCAUGAAAUCCAUUUAUGUAGGUGAUUAUUUUCUAAUGGAGUAGACCUGUUAUGUUGUGAUGCUACUGUAUGUAUUUGAUUUGGUUGGAUGUGGAUGCACUUUUCAUCCUGCUGUUUCAACAUUUGAUGAUGAAAAUCAUCUGACAAAAUGA
Melanotaenia boesemani (Boeseman's rainbowfish) is the source of this 4264-nucleotide messenger RNA. It is a transcript of the gene tmem198aa, whose product is annotated as transmembrane protein 198a. The transcript has 7 exons. Gene Ontology annotation, cellular component: plasma membrane; cytoplasmic vesicle. Gene Ontology annotation, biological process: positive regulation of canonical Wnt signaling pathway. The record is from RefSeq and is a predicted model, not a curated record. Lineage: Eukaryota; Metazoa; Chordata; Actinopteri; Atheriniformes; Melanotaeniidae. The coding region runs from base 547 to 1716 and encodes 389 amino acids.